GACGUCAUUUUGAGUUACUUUAGAUGCUUCUCAACACAUUUCCGUUAUGCGAAGUCCAACCUGUUGGUUUGUCGUCGUGCUGCGGUGGGUGCCCAUCCGAGAUAACGGAGAACCAGUGAUUCUCAGCCGGUCUGGUUACUGCAAUGAAUGGUAACACUAUCCAUCCAGCCAACACCACCACAACAGCAGGAGGAGGCCCAGGUGUGGCAGCGGCCCCGAGAGGCUGGAGGGAGUUCUGCGAGCUACACGCCAUUGCCACAGCCCGGCAGCUUGCCGGACACUACCGGAGCUUUGCCAGAGAGCGCCCUCAACAUGAAGUACUUCCACCAGAGACCUUUUCCAAGCAGUUCUCCGAUCUCUUCCAGCAACACUUCUGCUGUGAGGUCAACAAAGAUGGCACUCCACUCCGCCAGAGCACAUGCUCUACUGCUACCGGAAGUGCUUCCUCCAGCACUCCAGUGGCACCUCCCCUCCAAUCACAGGCUGUGAUUAGUCGAUUGCGGAUCACGUCUUUGUCUGGGGUGCAGGAUUAUCGGGAGGCGGGCCGACCAAUUGGGGGAGCUGCUCUGUUCACCGUGGUGUCACCGAAAGUGGAGCCGGUGGUGGUGAGCCGGGAACAAGAGCAGCCGCUGCGAUGUUCUGCAGGAAAUUCCUUAUCAGCAAACCCGGUGGUGCUUAGGGGCUCGACUCGUAGUAUCGGCAGCGGGUCACUUCUGAUUCGUAGCCGUAGCAACGAGGAAAUCUCUGGCACUGACCGUCGCCAGGUAUCUGAACGGUACUCAUCUGACUCCUCAACUUCCAACCCUGCACACCCUGACAUCACACACUUCUCCUUCAGUCAAAUACAGCAGAGCGUAAGACGGCUUCUCAAGAAACGGCCCGUCCCCAGCCCCCCCUCACCCCAGGACCUGUCUCCUAGCAACCCCAUUAACAUUAAUCCCCCAAAUAAUGCCGACAGAGUGGGCGGAGUGUCCUCCGCAACAGAGCAAGUGUCAUCCAUCUCAUCAUCUUCCCACUCCUCUUCCUGUCUGAACUCUGAAGCCACGCCCCUAGCCUCCUCACACCUAUCUAACUUCCUGGAUCGUUUCCGUUGGUUACGCAGUGGAAGCAUGAGGCAGAGGAGGUCAGAAGUGAGUGGCUGCUGUAAAGAGGGCCAACUGAGGUACUUGCUGGUGGAUGACACUAUCUCAGACUCUCAGCCCCGCUGGCAACGCUGCCGCCUGCUGGUCAGGAGGAUCAGGGACGCUCAAGGUGGAGGAGGAGGUGGAGGAGUAGGAGGAGGAAGAGGAGGAGGGGAGAGAUACCAGUUGGAGCUGUAUGAUCCUCCAAAGGCCUCCAGUCCCAAGCUGACGACUCACUGCUCAGAUAUCCAAGAAGUCCGUCGUUGCACCCGGCUGGAGAUGCCCGACAACUUAAACACAUUUGUUUUAAAGGUUAAUCGAGGUAGUCUGAUAUUUGAGACAGACAACGACCAGCAGGUCAGCUCCUGGACCACAGAGCUAAAGGAAUGUAUCAGCAACAGGUCAGGCAGUGUGGAUCUGGAGCCCCUCCCCUCUCCAGCUGACAGCUCUGUUCCAGCCAAUCACAGAGGGAGUUCAGAGUCAGGAAGUCACAUUCCCCUCACCUUCGCCCCGCCAGAACAGGUUGUCCAGAAGACCGAUCACUUCCUGUUCUCCUACCCCUGGUUCCAUGGGCCCAUCUCCCGGGUCAAGGCAGCCUACCUGGUUCAGAGCUCUGGACCAGAGGGACAUGGAGUGUUUCUGGUCCGACAGAGCGAGACUCGCAGGGGAGACUACGUCCUCACGUUUAACUACCAAGGAAAAGCAAAGCACCUGCGCCUCUCUCUAACAGAAUGGGGUCAGUGCAGGGUGCAGCACCUGCGCUUCCCCUCCGUCAUGGACAUGCUCAGUCACUUCCGCCUCUUCCCCAUCCCUCUGGAGUGCGGAGCCGCGGGUGCCGUCACGCUGUCCAGCUUCGUAGUGGCGGGCUCCAGCCCUCCGUCACAGGGUCAGCUCUCCAACGCUCUCCUGGUCCCCUUCUCCCUGCACCGCUGGAACUCGGAGCCCAACUUGGCUCACUGCAGCCUGGCUCGCAACUCCAGCCAGCCCCACUCCUCCUCCUCCACCAGCAGCACCACCUCCAGUCCAAGCUCCGUCUCCCAGCCGGGAAACCACCCAUUUCUUCGCGCCAACGCUGCCCCUCCUACAUCAGCCCCUGUUCCAUUGCGUCGGAGUGAGUCAGUGGGCAGGGCGCCCCUGCUUCGCCACACCAACCCCCGCACUUCCAUCAUCCCUCAGCGGGACUCAGACUAUGAGCUGGAGCCAGAGCGCAACCGAAAGCGGGCGAUAGACAACCAGUACAUGUUGCUCUGACCCCACUGAGUCACCCGCCUCCAUCACCUCCAACAGACGGCAGUCUCCUGUGAAGCCGACACGCUCACACACACUCACGCAUACGAUCAUGCACACAUCAUCCAGGCGUAUUUUGUUGCCCCACCCAGCUUCACGUGGGUGUACGAGACUCUCAGAGAGCACAUGAUAGUAACAUGAUUACAGCAGACUCAUGAACUUGAGCGUGUAAGUCUUUGUCUGAUGAAUGCGCGGCAGUGUGUAUAUCACACAGAAACACACACUCACACUCACUAGGUCUGUGCUGGGUGUGUGUUUACCAGCGUCAGAUCCUCACAACCUCCACCCCCUCCCCGAGUGUCCACAGUGAAUGUAUUUUUGGGAGUUUUAUAACAGUGUUGACUAUGAUGAUUAUUCUUGUUUUUAAUGAUGUUGAGGUUGUGUGUGAGAGAGGGAGGGAGAGCCACGUGUGUAGCUGUCCUCAAGCCCGAGCAAAAAAUAUUUCUACAAAGUUUGAAUCCAGGUGAUUUCACAGAGCUGUGCUUGAUUUAACUUCUUUGGCACUUAACCUGAAGCAGUGAUGGGAAAGCAGUGCCUGUAAAAUGAGUUAAAUCAAGCGCUCCUUUAAAAAUGUUCAAAAGACAUUUACUCUUCACACAAAGUUCCCCGUGUGGAGCAAACUCACCUUUUAUACAAACACACAAACAAAAAGCACUCAAUUGGAGAGUGUCUACACUCUAUUAGAUAUUCCUCCUCUUGCACAUUAUCUUACAUUUAAGUGCACAAUGCUUUCAGUGCACUUUGGAAACAAUGUGUAUUUUUUCUAUACACAGAUUCUUUUGUAGAAAAAUAAAGUAAAAAAUAAAGUAAAAAGAAGUAAACUUGGUUAAAGUCAGUUGGGAAGCUGACCCGCUUCCACGACUACUCCCCGAAACCAUCACCGAAGCAAUUCCAGAGAAUGACGGAAAAUUAUCAACAUUCAUCAGUUUGUACCUGAAGCCGUGGGAACUCGUCGCUGUUUGCGUGUGUCAGAUGUGUCCAUACAGUACGCGAGAAGUGAAAAGUGUCGUCUGUCAGCAUGAUCGCGCUGACCUCAGUCUGGUACAAUAUUCACCUCCGAGUCAGCCUGUGAGUUUGUGUCCCAGCACUCGCAGGUUUUCCAAAAUCAGAGUGUUUUUGUUCUGUUGUAAAUCAGCGGAACCAAGUUUACUCUGCGCUUACGUACUCUGAAGAAACCUUUCUCCAGGUAGUGUAGUAUAUAUGUUUAUAUAUUUAAAGCACCAAAGGCAUUAUGUGCACAAAAUGAACUUUUGGGCAAGCGCGAAGUGUCACUUGGCAUCACAGACUGCUAAAAUUCAGAGAAACGGACGUAAUAUGUGUAGAUAUUAUCACCAGCCUGCAAAACUGAACAGUGGUUUAGAAAUGGAUGGAUGAAUUGAUAUCAUCUUUCCUGAUGCUUAACAGUGUUCUGAGUCGUAGAUAGAUAAUAUUUCUGCCACAAAAUGCAGUCAGAAGUGUGUUUCUAUCAACAGCGUCUCUGUUCAGGAUGCCAGUUGAUAGUACCAGAAAUGCAGAAAAUGUAUUCUGUGGCACCGAACGCCGGCCGAGUGUAAUUAAGUUAAUGUCAUCCCGAGCGUUACAAAUGAUGACAUAUCAAUUAUACUUCCUUUCUAUUGAGGGCGGUGGCAUAUAAAGAAUUUCUGUGUCACCAAAAGUGAUGCUUGGCACCCCAGGGUGCACUUUGCACACAUAAAGCAAAAAACUAGGCACCCAAUAACAUACAUGAAGUUGAGAGGAUUCACUUGAGAGAUGGAAACACUCCACGUACAGGGCAACAAGAAGCAGGAAUUCAAUCUCGUGUUGUCCUUUCAGCGAUGUGAUUUUUAACGUUUUAGAUUUAAAAUGUUAAGAGUGACAUUACUGAAGUCACACAAAUAGAAUAAUUAAAAAAAACAUUUUCUUACAAUUGUGGGAGUGGCAUCAUAUCUGACUCUACUUUUUACACUCAUAGCAUUAAUUAUUUUUUAUUUAAGUAUUUCUUUUUUCCUGCAACUUCACCACAACGACAAAUAGAUAAAAACAAAGAGGACACAGCAAUAAUACAUUUUUACACUAUUUUUACAAACCAAUGAUCACAUAUUUCCUCAGUGCAAUUUGUCCUCUGGUUUUAUGUUUACCCUUUAACUGGAUUACCAAUCAAUAAUUUGAGGUGCCUUUGAAGAUUGUCUCGAACCACCAAUUUAAAAGCUGCACUGACUAAAACAGAUCUAUAUCACUUUACUCAGGUGUACAUUUUGUCUUUUUAUUUUUUUCAUUUUUUUUCAUACACCAAACAAACAAGCUUUUACCAAAGCAAGCGUGUCCUUCCACGUCUAUUCUGGUGUCCAGUUUGUUUGUUGCCUCCAGGUCUGAGUUUUCCCAAAAGAGCUGACAUGUGACCAAAACUGAUCCAAACCUGCUGGUGUUUCUGUCUUGAGCCAGAAAUGAAAAGAUCAGCCUGUGGACACCACCAGAUUUUUUUAUUUGCCUUAUCUCUCCUCUUGCCGUAGAAACCUUAAAAGCUUCUUUUUUUUUAUUAUUCUGGAAAACCGAUGAAGAUUAUCACACGAACAGUGACCAGUAGUAGUAGUAAUAAUGUACAUUUCCCCCAAAGAUGAAACAUCAAAUUGUCUUUUUUUUUCUCCUAUUUUUGGAUUAACUGAAGCUUCACUCACAGUAGUGGCCAGACAUAUUUGGGAAAUAGUGUGCUAGGACUUGUCUGUUUAUCUUCUAACCUCGCUUUAACACUAACUUAGCAGUUGAUUAAGAUUUUACCUUGGAUAAGCCUACACCUGACGUAGGUUUAGACCAGAUUCUGUCUGUCUCUGUGCCCUCAUUUCUCUCACUUCUGUUUAGUUUUUAUAAGAGCAACGCAUAAAUGCAACUCAAUUUCCAAACAAACAUGAUCAAGUCAGCCGUGAUUACUCCUCUCAAGUCAGCUUUGUCUACCAAAGGAACAUUUUGUUUUAUUUUUAUUUUUUUUUUUACAAUGGUUCUCUAAGAAAUGAAUCGUCAUUGAUCAAGACUGACAUCUUCAAAGUGUUUUUUAAUAAGGGGAACAAAAACAAAGACGUUUUGGCAAAAGUACGGUUGGUCUUCCUGCCAUUUUUUCUUUUUUUUUUUUUUUUAAUGUGCCUGAGUUUAAACGAAUCGCAGCCCUAAUCACCCUUCUGGUUUUAUUUCUGCUAAAGGAAAGCAACGGUAUCAGUAACUAGUUUGACUAUCAGUCCCCCUCUCUUUGCUCAAUUUAAAAAAAAUAAAUUUGUUUUCCGUUUGAAGGGAGAAUGACUGUGCCUUUGCCAGAAAGCUGCUGUUGCUUUUCCCCUUUUCAAAAGCUCAGGGUGUGAUGUGGUGCAGAACUUGUCGUGCAAUAUCUGAGAUGCCCCCAUGCCUCACACCUUUUUAAUAUAAUUAUUUCUUAAUGAUGUUUGUAGGGAGCAAUCAAAGGCUUCUUAAAUGGAUGAAAUAAGCAUGCAAAUGUAAUGUUUGCACCUGCUUGUAGACAGAAGAGAAAGUAUUUGAUGAAUGCCAAAUUUACCUUGACAAAAAAAAAUGUAAAAUGCAAGUUUUAAAACCAGGGCUACCACAUUGUUGUAAUGCUUCAUGGCUUUUUAUUUCUGUCUGUGCAGGAGUCGAGUUAAUGCUAGAAAAGAUCCCCCCUGCCCGCCUCCCCCCCAUGUACCUCAGGUGUCUUUUUAUUCAACAUCUGUUCCAGCCACACCUUUAGUCUCCCUGUUUUUGUUUUUUCUAAAUGUCCAGUUGAUGAAUGUAAUGUGUUCUCAAUACUGUUCAUUCUGUUUAACUUAGCACUGUAAACAUUCCAGUUCAAUCCAACAUCCCCUCAACAGCCGACGGAAAAAAAAACCCAACAGAGCUUUUAAAUCUGUCAUCGUGUUUGCAUCCCUUUCAGUUGUAAGCAUUCUAAAUUAUAUUAUAUAUAUAUAUCAACUGUAUAUUUGACUUUUUGUAAA
This is a messenger RNA of Scomber scombrus (Atlantic mackerel), 6358 nucleotides long. It is a transcript of the gene sh2b3, whose product is annotated as SH2B adaptor protein 3. Gene Ontology annotation, cellular component: plasma membrane. The coding region runs from base 144 to 2372 and encodes 742 amino acids. The transcript is spliced from 8 exons. Lineage: Eukaryota; Metazoa; Chordata; Actinopteri; Scombriformes; Scombridae. The record is from RefSeq and is a predicted model, not a curated record. Gene Ontology annotation, molecular function: transmembrane receptor protein tyrosine kinase adaptor activity. Gene Ontology annotation, biological process: intracellular signal transduction.